Nicotiana tabacum (common tobacco) is the source of this 1297-nucleotide messenger RNA. RefSeq names its product protein LATERAL ORGAN BOUNDARIES-like. NCBI's taxonomy places the organism in Eukaryota, Viridiplantae, Streptophyta, Magnoliopsida, Solanales, Solanaceae. The record is from RefSeq and is a predicted model, not a curated record.
AGAUGCAGUGUCAUAGUCAUCUUUUUCCUAGUGUACCUUCCAUUUAUUACCCUUUGUCUUUUGCCUUCAUUCCUUCUCCAUCACUAAAUUGCCCUUUGCUUCUCUUUUCUUUAUUAUUUAUACUUUUGCUACUACUACUAGAUUUGCAGGGGACAACCUAAAGUUCUCUCUUCUCCAAUUAGGGUUUUCCCCUUUAGAGGGUUUCACCAGUAAGUUAGUAUUGAACUUGUGAAGCUGAUCACUUAACUUCUUCUUUCAAUCUGCUACUGUUUUUUGUACUUUAAUUCCUUUUUGUAACUUUGACGAAACACAGCCAAGAUUUCUGAUUAAGGAGAGAGCUCCCUGAAAGAGAAAAAAAGCUACUUAGAGAUCAAGAAUGGCUUCAUCCAGCAGCUCAUACAACUCCCCUUGUGCAGCCUGCAAAUUCCUAAGGAGAAAAUGUCUACCUGGCUGCAUUUUUGCACCUUACUUCCCACCCGAGGAGCCUCAAAAGUUCAUUAACGUCCACAAAAUCUUCGGCGCAAGCAAUGUCACUAAGCUUCUCAAUGAGCUCUUGCCUCACCAGAGAGAGGACGCUGUCAACUCUUUAGCCUACGAAGCCGAAGCAAGAGUAAGAGAUCCGGUUUAUGGCUGCGUUGGGGCCAUCUCUUUCCUUCAACGCCAAGUUGAGCGCCUGCAAAAGGAACUCGACGCUGCUAACGCCGAUUUGAUUCGCUAUGCUUGCAAUGAGUACACACCCCCGCCGCCUUUACCUGGAACACAAGGAAUUAACAUGGCUGGUUUUCGCCAAAGGCCGGUUGAGUUUAGUAGAGGUUUUCAUCAAACACCUAGUUUUUCUAUCCCUAAUAAUUGGAAUGAUCAAAACUCUUCUGCUGGAAAUAUCCAUGGAGGAGGAGGAGGAGGAGGAUCAAGUAUUUGAUCAAUCAACCAAAAUUUAUAGAGGGUCUGGGGUUUUCUUUCUAGGGUUUGUGACCCUCUUAAGAGAAUGGUGUGCUACUUAAAUUUUAACUACUUUCGCUAUGGUUUCCCUAUAGCUACUAGCCCUUUUUCACAAAAUUCACCGUCCUAGCUAGAACAUCGAGUCCUAUUUUUCUCUUGAAACUAUAUAUUAUUCUACUCUUACUGCUGAACUUGAAAAUAUUUCCUAAGUAUUUUAUAUUGUGGCUAGAUGUUCUGUCAUAUUUAGAGACCAUCUAGAUGUGGCAUGGAAAGUCUAUGGCCGCUACACUUUCGUUUUAUGUUAGUAUUAUUGGGUCUAGAAAAAAAGUCAUGCCUAUUUAAGGUGUAGUAAUUUAUG